AUGGUUGACGUUGGCGUGCGCGAGGCCGAUGACGGCUGGGACUACUGGACGCGCGUCUACGAAGACCCGCGUCUUCGCCAUCAACUCGCCGCGCAGAAUCAGAAAGGCCCAACGGUGAGACAGAUGCUGCAGUCCGAGGAGCUGUGCCAGGGCGACCUGCUCUUCAUGAACGUGCCGCGCCUCGGCAACAGUCAACAGGCCGUCGUCCGCCAGCUGAUCAACGACGAGAUGGGGCGCAUUGUGCCGCUGCUUGAUGUGGCCAUUACUUGUCGGCGCUGGCGCGUCCGUUUCUACCGCCUCGAAGACGCCAACGACGUGCAGGGAAAGCUGGACGGCUUCCGCUUCCGCCACAAGCCGCUCCUCGUCCGCCAUGCUGCUAAGCCCGAGCCACUGAUCAAGCGCAGCCCUGCCGUCCCGGGCAAGCAGAAUGAGUGUGGUGGAGAUGGCGCUACGCUCCCGGCUGCCCCGAAGAUCGUCGACCCAUCAUUCACGCCCGUCGAGAUGUCCGAGUUCGAGCAGUUCAAAGAGGAGCUCUGCCUGGUGCUCGCUCGCUACCCGCACGGCAUCCACCAUCUCAAGCUGCUCGAGGAGGUGCACUCGCUGCGUCGUCGUGGUGUCGUCGCCGCCGCCUUGGAGCUAUGGCCGCUCGGCCUGCUCCGCAUCUUCGGCCCCCAGAUCCGGCUGACCGGGACCUACGCCUCGUUGGGCGAACAGGGCGCCCAUCGUCUACUGCUGGGAAAAGCGCUGCAAGAAGGCCACUCUGCCGUGCCUCGAGACGACUGGGAGCCGAUGGCCGUCUGCAACGUGCGCACCGAGCACCACCUGAUCUCCGCCGCCACCGCGCUGCUCACCCGUUUUGGGCCCCAGCAUUGCAAAGUUGAUCUGCCGAUUCGGCUUUUCGCGAAGGCCCUCCCCGGGCAAUGGCCGAGCGGUUCGGUGGCGCUGUGCGAGUACAUGUCGGGCCUCAGCCCGUCGCUGCUCCUCUUCGACGACAUCCUCUACUUGGCCACAAGUGUCGGCCACCGGCGCGCGCUGCUCGAUCGGCUGAACCCUCCGGACACCAAGCAGCGCCUCCCCUGGUCGCCCGCGCUCCACCCGUCGCCCAGCUCUACUCCAGCUUCUGAAGAGCCACACGACACGCCCCACUUAAUCAUAUUUGACGGCGUUGAUGUCUUCACAUAUUAUUCGUUCAAU
Molecule: messenger RNA, 1194 nt
Organism: Mesorhabditis spiculigera
Lineage: Eukaryota; Metazoa; Nematoda; Chromadorea; Rhabditida; Rhabditidae
Source: the annotation of a GenBank genome assembly